AUGCCGAGAGGGACAUUGUGUCCAGGUCAGCCAGACCAACACCCAGGAGGCGGUCAGGUUCCCUGUUUUCCCAAUAUUGAUUCCCUUGUGGUAUGCAGCCCGAGGACCAGCUUUGAGCUUCCAGAAAGCCGCCCUGCCGGGCCUAAGGCUCCCGGUUUGAGGAACAAGCUGGGUUCCAAGGACACGGUUCAUGCGGGAAAGAGACGGGGCUUGGAAGGGAACUGCGGAGAUCCAGCACGGGAUGUGUUGAACCUGCGCGGUCCCGGGGCGCCGCGUCCAAGCGGGCUCCUUGGCUAUUUCCCCGGGGCAGCUCACGGCCGGCGGUGGCGCCUUGGGCCGUGUCCCCGGCGUAACCCUCCCGCCCGGCAGACUGCGAGCUGUUUACACAGCUUUACCUGUGCUAUCCUAGCACCGGGCACCCGGCGGUCGCAGCGUGGACGCGUGCGGCCCAGCGAGCGGGGCCGCUGGGGAGGCGCCCCGCGGGGCAGUCCAGACCCAGGACUGGCUUCUCCGUCCUGGACCAGGACCUGUUUCUGCUCUCAACUUGCCCCCCGAGAACUCCCACACCCACGAUCAAACCACCGGGGAAGGGAGUCGCCACUUAACCUGGUCCUCCCCGCCCAGCCUCUCCUUGCCGAGCGCCCUGGUGUCGGGCGCAGGCAGCGCAAGGAAUCGAAUUAAACGCCUCUUGGCGGUUA
This is a messenger RNA of Suricata suricatta (meerkat), 698 nucleotides long. RefSeq lists its product as uncharacterized. The record is from RefSeq and is a predicted model, not a curated record. The transcript has 4 exons. Lineage: Eukaryota; Metazoa; Chordata; Mammalia; Carnivora; Herpestidae. The coding region runs from base 1 to 681 and encodes 226 amino acids.